UUGAGAUUCAAACUUGGCGGAAACGUCCAUCGUCUUCCCUUCAUUUUAGUUGAAGAUUAGAGGCAGCGUCUCCAUCUCAGUUUCUCUGUCUCUAUAACUUCGCUUUUAAUCAAACACUAAUUCUCCAUGGAUUUCCUUAAUUUCAUUAUGAUGAUACCUUCAAGCAUACUUGCUCCCUUUAACCUACUUCUUCGUUUCUUCCUCAAACGUUAUUACACAAAACAAUUUCUCUCUGCAAUAUGCUUCCCGUCCUUCUGCCCUUCAGAAUUUUUCUUCACAAAUUCCUCUUUUUUGCCUUCCGAUUAGUUCAACAAUACGUUUUCAGAUUUCAGAAGGAUGAUCAAAGAAAUGAGUUUCUGGACAAAAAUCGAGUCCUUUCUAAACCUUCUGGAUUUCAGGAGAAGGGGAGUAGUGAAAUGGAAAUGGAUUGUGAGAACAGUGGGAAAACGAGGAAUUCUGUUUUAUGCUCUGUUUCUGUGGAAACUAUCUCGUCUUUUACUUGUGGGAGGGAAAAUUUUGAAAUGUGUAAUGCUGAUUCUGCUAUUUCUCGUAUUCAACCCACAGCUUUGGCUAUAGUUUCUAAGGGAAGAAAUUCUGGUGGCUUGAAAUGUAGUGGCGAAGUUCUUGAUGUUGGUUCAGAAAACAAUGGUUCCGACGUGUUUGAUUCAUUGCCUGAACCAGAAGUUCAAGUGUUUUGGGAAGAUUGUCCCGUUCCAUCUGAUUCAGAAUCUGUAGGGGACUCCACCAAUGGCUCUCCAAAGAUCAAUCAUGAUCAGGUUGAUGAUUCGUCAUGCAAAGAGAUCAAUGCCGAGGAAAACAAGCAACUUGAAUCUCUCAAUAAUUUGACUCAGAAAGAGGAAGAAACUGUCAACUUUUCAAAGAAAUCAACAAAAAUGAAUUUUCUGGAGAAAGGCUUCAUUUCAAAAUUUGAUCAUAUGUCUGAGCUAAAUUAUCUACCAGAUCAUCAGGAUAUAGUACGUCAGCUUGAAAUGGAGCUGAAAAAUUCAAGAACUGGAGGACUUCCAACAAUUUUUGAAGAGGAAACUGAGUCAGCAGAAACAAUUUAUGAAAAAUUGAAGUAUGAAGAAGUGAUGGGAGAGAUACAAAAGGUCUACAAGACUUAUGCAGAGAAAAUGUGGAACCUCGAUGUCUUAAACAAUCAGUGUAUGCAUGCCAUUGGUUUGCUGCAGCUACAAUAUCCACUGCAACCAGUUUCAUCACAGAACUCACAGAAUCCGUCAUUAUGGUUCGGAAAAGCUCGGAGGCUGGGAGCUGACACGAGACUUGAAUUCAUAGGAGAUUUACUUAGGGACAUAGAACUAGUGUACGUAGGACAAGUUUGUCUUUCCUGGGAAAUUCUGCAAUGGCAGCUUAGGAAAUCCAUUGACCUGCAACGAUAUGACUCGCAAAGCAUUCAUCGUUAUAACCAAGUCGCUAGUGAGUUCCAACUUUUUCAAGUUAUGCUGAAAAGAUUCAUGGAGGAAGAAAGAUUUCAGGGCAACAGAGUUGAAAACUAUGUCCAAAACCGCUGCAUAUUUCGUUCUCUUCUGCUAGUUCCACCCAUCAAAGAUGAUGGUUUUGCUGAAGCUGAAGGAAGAGAAUGGGAAGAUGAGGAUGGGUAUUCCAGUAAUUUUGUAACAGAAACCAUAGAGAAAUCAAUGUGCGUUUUCUAUGAAUUUCUUCUUUCUGAUAAAGAUGAUGUUAAAAGUAUCCUAAAACUGAACAGAAAGCAUCAAAUUGAAUUUCAAAAUACAGAUCAGCUUUUAUUGGCCAGCAUACAAGCUCAGUUUCAGAAGGCAGAGAGAAAGCUGAAGAACCUUAUGAGAUGCCGCCAUAGAUGUUCUGCGGAGAAGUUGAGAAAGCUACAAGAAGCUGGACUGCGUUAUUCAUUAAUACUUCUCAUUCUUCAGGUUGACCUCAAAUUGAUUUCAAGAGUGCUGAGAAUGACAAGAUUGACUACCAACCAACUAUUAUGGUGCAACCAAAAACUGGAUCAACUUAUAUUAAUAAACAGAAAGAUCCACUUGGAACCCUCACUUCUGCUUUUUCCCUUUUAACAGUCUACUUUUGACAGUUCAGAACAGAAAACAGUAUCGAAACGUCUUUUUUCGUUCAAAUGUAAAGUUCCCAAACAUUAUUACACUUUCUAGAAUGAAAUAUACGUUGAAUAGAUCAAAUGUUCCCUAAUAAAAA
This is a messenger RNA of Cucumis sativus (cucumber), 2193 nucleotides long. RefSeq lists its product as uncharacterized. The record is from RefSeq and is a predicted model, not a curated record. NCBI's taxonomy places the organism in Eukaryota, Viridiplantae, Streptophyta, Magnoliopsida, Cucurbitales, Cucurbitaceae. The transcript is spliced from 5 exons. The coding region runs from base 240 to 2057 and encodes 605 amino acids.